Paramecium octaurelia is the source of this 610-nucleotide messenger RNA. NCBI's taxonomy places the organism in Eukaryota, Ciliophora, Oligohymenophorea, Peniculida, Parameciidae. The record is from the annotation of a GenBank genome assembly.
AAACAAAUGGAAAAUAAAGUGAAAUUAAGUACUCAAGAUGGAGUGAUCAUCGAAGUAAUAAGAAUUUCUAUAUAGGUUGACAAAGAGGUAGCAUGUAAAUCUCAUUUAAUCAACACUAUUAUUGAUGAUACAGGUAGUGAAGAAGAAAUUCCAUUACCAAAUGUUAAAAGCAGUAUCUUGAAUAAGGUGAUUGAAUACUGUAAUAUGCAUAGAAAUGAUACACCUCCUGAAAUUGAAAAGCCUUUAAGAAGCAAUAAUUUGUAAUACUCUAUACUAUUUUUUAGGGCUGAUUGUGUAGAACAAAAAGAUGCUGAUUUUAUUAACAUACCUAAUUUAGAGGAACUAUUUGAUAUUAUUUUGGCUGCCAACUAUCUUGAUAUUAAGUCUCUUCUAGACUUGUCUUGCGCCAAAGUUGCUACUUAUAUUAAAGGUAAUUAAAUAAUUGAAAAUUUAAGGCAAAACCCCUGAGGAGAUUAGAAAAACAUUCAACAUCUAAAAUGACUUGACCCAAGAAGAAGAAUAACAAAUCAGAGAAGAAAAUAAAUGGGCUGAGGAGACAAGUUGAUAUUUCUUCAUAAAAUAAAAUCAAAAUAUAUAAUAUUGAUCUUCA